GUUUGCUCCUCAUUCACAUUGGCAGGGCCACAUAAACCUCCUCAGCGAGCUCAUGGUCAAAGGCUUUGGCCCCAAGCCUUGAUUUACCUGCAAUUGGUCCCCGCAACCAAGAUCCGAAGGAAUUGCAUUGAUUGACCUUCGACCAGCUCCAAUCCGGCGCAUACCCGCCGAGAAAGGCCAAUUGAGCGCACACCUUCCGCCUGACCCUCUAUGUCGUCGAGUGCUGCCUCCAUCGCUUGGCGGGCCAGCCUUCGGGCCCGCGCGCCCCCCGCAUCGCGCUGGUCCCAGCGGCCAUCGACGCUGCUCUCAAAGCGCUAUCCCGCUGCUGUGCGAUAUGCCUCCGAGUCGGCGCCAGUGCAGCAAUCAGCCGCCGAGACAGUAAAGGAGGCUUCCAAGGAGAUCCCUAAGAAAGCUGGUCGCGGGUCCCGGAAAGCUCUGUAUGGUACUUCUCUGGCGGUCGUCUUGUUGGUGGGCUAUAUCUAUGGAACGGAUACCCGGGCGAGCAUUCACCGCUAUGCUGUUGUUCCUCUGAUCCGGCAGGUCCUUCCAGAUGCGGAGGAUGCGCAUCAUUUUGGUGUUGACAUUCUGAAGCUCCUCUAUCAGUAUGGGCUUCACCCUCGUGAACGGGGUAACCCGGAUAAAGAUGGUGCUUUGACUACUGAGGUCUUCGGAUACACCCUCUCCAACCCUAUCGGUAUCUCUGCCGGUCUUGACAAGCACGCCGAUAUCCCCGAUGCCCUGCUCGAUCUUGGCCCAGCUAUUGUCGAGGUUGGUGGAACUACUCCUCUGCCACAGGAUGGUAACCCCAGACCUCGCGUAUUCCGCAUUCCCUCGCAACAUGCCAUGAUCAACCGCUACGGCCUCAACUCCAAGGGCGCGGACCACAUGGCUGCUGUGCUGAAGCAGCGCGUGCGCGACUUUGCCUACGCUGCCGGCCUGGGCGACCACGAUCUCGCUGAGCAGCGCGUGCUGGACGGCGAGGCCAAUGUGCCCCCUGGUAGUCUGGUCCCUGGCAAGCUGCUUGCCGUGCAGGUUGCGAAGAACAAGCUCACCCCCGAUGGCGACAUUGAUGCGAUCGCUCGUGACUACGUCUACUGCGUCGACCGUGUCGCACGCUACGCCGACAUCCUUGUUGUGAACGUCUCUAGCCCUAACACCCCCGGUCUUCGUGACCUCCAGGCCGCGGCCCCGCUCACCAAGAUCCUGACAGCCGUCGUCGGCGCUGCCAAGAACGUCGAGCGUAAGACGAAGCCGUACGUCAUGGUCAAGGUCAGCCCUGACGAGGACGAGGACGAGCAACUCUCCGGCAUCUGCGAGGCUGUCUGGAACUCGGGCGUGGACGGUGUCAUUGUCGGUAACACAACCAACCGCCGACCUGAAGCUCUGCCCAAGGGCUUCGUCCUCCCUGCUCACGAGCAACAAACUCUCAAGGAGACUGGCGGCUAUUCAGGCCCGCAGCUGUUUGGCCGUCUGGUCUCGCUCGUCGGUCGUUACCGUACCAUGCUAGACCAGGGUCCUCCAUCGCAAGCGACCGAGCAGACUGGUUCCUCCGAAGGUGAGAAUGUGCCUGUAGUUGCAUCGAGCCACCCCCGCAAGGUGCUCUUCGCCUCCGGUGGUAUCACGACCGGCCAGGAGGCGCGUCAGGCGCUGGAGGCUGGAGCCUCGGUCGCGAUGAUGUAUACUGGUGUGGUUUACGGUGGUAUUGGAACUGUGACGCGAGUGAAGCAGGAGCUGCGGGAGGAGCUGCAGAAGAAAUGAAUUAUCUGAAGCGGUGUGAGUGAGAUGAGCAUAAAAAGUACGGUCUAGAUCGUGAUCAUUUACGUUUCCAUUUUUCCUUUUACGUUUGUAUAUAGCAUUAUGAUAGGGACAUUUUAGCAUGAAGUUCAAUUUUAAAUUGGAGUCGGACACUUGACGAGUU
This is a messenger RNA of Penicillium subrubescens, 1918 nucleotides long. RefSeq names its product dihydroorotate dehydrogenase 2. The transcript is spliced from 2 exons. The record is from RefSeq and is a predicted model, not a curated record. Gene Ontology annotation, molecular function: dihydroorotate dehydrogenase activity. Gene Ontology annotation, cellular component: mitochondrial inner membrane; cytoplasm. NCBI's taxonomy places the organism in Eukaryota, Fungi, Ascomycota, Eurotiomycetes, Eurotiales, Aspergillaceae. Gene Ontology annotation, biological process: 'de novo' pyrimidine nucleobase biosynthetic process; pyrimidine ribonucleotide biosynthetic process. Bases 211 to 1758 code for a protein of 515 amino acids.